AUGAAGCUAUCACUCACAUUAUUUACACUUCUAAUAUCUAUAUAUUGUGCUGUACAUAGAGAAUAUUACGAUAUCUUGGGAGUCUCACAAAAUGCUUCAGUUUAGGACAUCAAGAAGGCCUAUCGCAAACUAUCCCAGCAAUACCAUCCAGAUAGAAAUCAAGGGGAUCCAGAUGCAAAUGAAAAAUUCUCGAAAAUCAACGUGGCAUACGAGGUACUAUCAGACCCGGAAUAGAGAAAAAAAUAUGAUAAGGGAGGUGUUGAUGGUCUCAAUAGUCAGGGAAUGUAGCAUCAUGAUCCAUUUGAUAUUUUCGGAUCAUUUUUUGGAAGAGAAUAAUAAGGAGAACGAAAGGGUCCAGAAUUGAAGGUUAAGGUUAGAGUCACAUUGGAGGAUAUUUACAAUGGCAAAGAGAUCCCAGUUUAUUUGACUAAAUAAAUAUUAUGUCCACAUUGUAGAGGAUCUGGUGCUGAUGACCCAGAUCUAGUAGAAACAUGUCCUACUUGUAAAGGUGUUGGAAGUGUAUAGAAAAGACAAUAAGUGGGUUUUGGAUUUUUUUAAACAUUCCAAGCCACGUGUGAAAGAUGUUAUGGAACAGGAAAGAUCAUCAAAAAAAAAUGCCAUCUUUGUAAAGGUGAUAAGAUCAUUCCUGGAGCUGAUAAUAUUAGUUUGUAUAUAGAAAAAGGAAUUUAGGACAAACAAACUAUUAAAUAUGAGAAUAUGGCUGAUGAACGUAAUGAUUCUGGCACUUCUGAUCUAAUCUUUUAAAUUGAAUAAAUACCUCAUGCAUUCUUUUAAAGACAAGGAACUGAUUUAAGAUGCAAAGUUGAAAUUACUUUGAAGGAAGCCUUGCUUGGUUUCAAGAAGAAGAUUAAACAUCUUGAUAAUCAUUUUGUGAGAAUUGAUAAGGAAGGCAUUACAAAGCCUGGAGAAGUCUAAAUUAUAAAAGGGGAAGGAAUGCCGCAACAUGAGUUUUCAUCUCAGCACGGAGAUUUAUAUGUAGAAUACAAAGUGGUAAUUCCAGAUUUCAAUGGAGAAUAACUUAGAUGUAAAUAUAAAUUAUUAUCACUUAGAAUGGUAAAAGUUCUUUUAAUGAAUAUAAUAUAAAUGUAUAAAUUUACAUGUUUUUGUUUAUUUAUGUGGCUUCAUAGUAAGAGUUUCUCAUCUAUUUUUUAUCAGAUAGUCAUUGAAAAUGAGCCAGAAUGUGUAAAUUUGUAAGACAUACCCAUACUGUAUGUGAAUUCAAUAGCCUUGUAAUUUAAGGAUGAAUAGAUGACGGAGUUUAAAGUCAUCGAAUUUGCAUUGAUAAUACUUUCAAUGUUGAUUAGUAUGAUCUGUGGUGCACGUUACUUGAUGUGA
Messenger RNA from Paramecium tetraurelia, 1356 nucleotides. RefSeq lists its product as uncharacterized. Gene Ontology annotation, molecular function: Hsp70 protein binding; ATP binding. The transcript is spliced from 6 exons. Lineage: Eukaryota; Ciliophora; Oligohymenophorea; Peniculida; Parameciidae. The record is from RefSeq and is a predicted model, not a curated record. Gene Ontology annotation, cellular component: cytoplasm. Gene Ontology annotation, biological process: protein refolding; response to heat.